Molecule: messenger RNA, 1778 nt
Organism: Oreochromis niloticus (Nile tilapia)
Lineage: Eukaryota; Metazoa; Chordata; Actinopteri; Cichliformes; Cichlidae
Gene: cstf1
Product: cleavage stimulation factor, 3' pre-RNA, subunit 1
Exons: 6
Coding region: 168-1463 (431 amino acids)
Biological process (GO): mRNA 3'-end processing
Cellular component (GO): mRNA cleavage stimulating factor complex
Molecular function (GO): RNA binding; protein binding
Source: RefSeq, a predicted model, not a curated record
CAAAACCUUAGCCAGAGCCCCUGAGCAAGAUGGCGGCUCCAGAAACGCAUCACGCGGAUAUUACGUUUUUCUGUAUGGUGACGUAGUGCGUAAAAUACGCAGUACGUAACGGACGUUCGGAUCAAGAAGCGCACUUGGAACUUUUAAGAGGGUGACAGUGACCCAACAUGUUUCGUCCCAAACCGACUCUGAAGGACCGACAGCACCUGUACAAGCUUAUCAUCAGCCAGCUGCUCUACGAUGGAUACACUAGCAUCGCCAACAGUCUCAUCAAUGAGGUGAAGCCACAGAGCGUUGUGUCUCCCUCUGAGCAGCUCAUGCAGCUGGCAAAGAUAGGGAUGGAAAAUGACGAUAGUGCCGUUCAGUAUGCGAUCGGUCGCUCAGAUACUGUAGCCCCGGGUGUUGGCAUCGAUCUGGAAUUUGACGCAGACGUCCAGACCAUGUCUCCAGAGGCGUCAGAGUAUGAGACCUGCUACGUCACAUCUCACAAGGGCCCUUGCCGCGUUGCUACAUACAGUCGAGAUGGUCAGCUGAUCGCUACAGGCUCCGCUGACGCCUCCAUCAAGAUCCUGGAUACUGAGCGCAUGCUGGCGAAGAGUGCCAUGCCCAUUGAGGUGAUGAUGAAUGAGACGGCGCAGCAAAACAUGGAGAAUCACCCUGUGAUUCGGACGCUGUACGACCACGUCGAUGAAGUCACCUGCCUCGCCUUCCAUCCCACCGAACAGAUUCUGGCAUCUGGCUCCAGAGAUUACACCCUCAAACUGUUUGACUACUCCAAGCCCUCUGCAAAAAGAGCCUUUAAAUAUAUACAGGAAGCAGAAAUGCUGCGUUCAAUCUCCUUCCACCCCUCAGGUGACUUCCUGCUAGUGGGGACGCAGCACCCCACCCUGCGCCUCUAUGACGUCAACACUUUCCAGUGCUUUGUGUCUUGCAACCCACUGGACCAGCACACAGACACCAUCAGCGGGGUCAGCUACAACCCCACAGCUAAUAGCUAUGUCACCUGCAGCAAGGACGGCAGCAUCAAACUGUGGGACGGUGUCUCUAACCGCUGCGUGACGACCUUCGAGAAGGCACACGACGGAGCGGAGGUGUGCUCCGCCAUCUUCUCCAAGAACUCCAAGUACAUCCUGUCCAGUGGGAAAGACUCGGUGGUCAAACUUUGGGAGAUCUCAACAGGCCGGACUCUGGUCAAGUACACAGGCGCGGGGCUGAGCGGGCGUCAGAUGCACCGUACGCAGGGCGUGUUCAACCACACGGAGGACUACGUGCUGCUGCCCGACGAGCGCACCAUCAGCCUCUGCUGCUGGGACUCCCGCACAGCCGAGAGGAAAAACCUGCUGUCUCUGGGUCACAAUAACAUUGUCCGCUGCAUCGUCCACUCACCAACCAACCCGGGCUUCAUGACCUGCAGUGACGACUUCAGGGCCCGCUUCUGGUACCGCCGCACCACCACAGACUGAGCCACCAAAACAAGAGGGUGUCUGACUCUUGUGAAGCCUUCCCUGACCUCAGCAAACACUCGCAGUCUUCUUCAAUCAUUUUCAGUUCAAUGGAAAGAGGACAGUGGAAUCAGAGGAACAGUGCGUAGGAAGAAAAAUAAGUCAUGUGGUUUUCUUUUUUAUGACCUAUUAAAGAGUGUAGAAACUUCAGUGGUAACACUCUUCUCACAUUUCUUAGAUAUCAUUCUGCAGGUUUGAUUUAUUUUCCGCUUUUAUAUUUUGUGUAUGUCCUUAUGUUGUAAUUCAGAUUUUUAAUAAACAAUUCAAAGGAAAAAA